Amphimedon queenslandica is the source of this 1322-nucleotide messenger RNA. RefSeq names its product G2/mitotic-specific cyclin-A-like. The transcript has 8 exons. The annotation marks the transcript as partial. The record is from RefSeq and is a predicted model, not a curated record. Lineage: Eukaryota; Metazoa; Porifera; Demospongiae; Haplosclerida; Niphatidae.
ACGUCAUCCAGGAGACCACGCCCAUAUUAAGCGGGAAAUUUCAAAUCAAAAGUUAGAAUAUUCGGCCCAGAUACAGCCCAGACUGUACACAGAGGCGAGUAGCUAACAGGACUAAGCCUGGGGGGUCGUUUCCAGUCAAAAGAUUUGAAACAAACAGACAGGCGGGAAAGAAAAUGGCAAACAACCUCGUAUUUGUGCCCAAUCAAGAGAACGAGGAGAGGAGACGGUCCCUGCAGGGGCCAGUGGGAGUCUACAAGAGACAUUUAAAGAAUGUCCCUACGUCAGAGAGCAAGCGAAAGCCAUUAUCGACGAUUAGUCUUAGCAACCACCAGCAGUACGAAGGGACAAGGGGACAGAGUCUUUCGCAACAGACGAAUAUGGAGUCUUCUCUUCCUCGAUAUUUAGACCCGCUAUACGGCUUGCCUUCAUCGAUACCACCACCAUCCCUCUCUCUCUCCUCCACUCUCUCCUCCUCCUUCUCUUCCUCUCUCUCCUCCUCAUUUCACCAGCCAGCUACCAAUAACUAUACCUCAUUCCCCUCACCUGUGUCUCCAAUGCUAGUAUCCACUCCAUUGGUUGGUGACUCAUUUUCAUUUGUUGAGCCAAAUAAUGAUGACUGCAGUAUUGAGUAUGCACAAGACAUCCUGUCACACAUGAGACAAAGCGAGAUACAGUAUCACCCAAUGAUAGAUUAUAUGACAAAGCAGUAUGAUAUUACUAACAUAAUGAGAUGCAUUCUUGUUGAUUGGCUUGUUGAGGUCUGCGAUGAAUUUCAUUUAUUACCCGAGACACUGUUUGCUGCUGUUGCUUAUGUCGAUCGCUAUUUGUCUCAAGUCUCUGUACCACGAUCUAAACUACAGUUGGUUGGUGUCACCUGUCUUUAUUUGUCGGCAAAAUUCGAAGAGAUACAUCCACCAGAAAUCAGUGAAUUUGCUUACAUUACUGAUGAUACUUACACCAAAAAACAGAUAGUUAAAAUGGAGCAUGAGAUUUUAAAUGUACUAAGUUAUAAUCUGGUCCAACCAACUUCUGUCACGUUUCUAUCUUAUUAUCUGAAACUCCAGCAUAACUCAAUCAGCUCAAUACUCAAGGAAAGAGUGGAGCACUUAUCAAUGUAUUUAUGCGAGUUAGCCCUACAAGAUGGCGAUCCAUUUCUUAAAUACUAUCCAUCGAUUCUAUCGGCUUCAGCUUUAUGCCUAGCAAGACAUUGCUUAGGAUUAUCACCUUGGCCAGUGCAGUAUCAGUAUCACAGUGGUUACACAGUGUCUGAUAUCAGUACUUGUAUACAGGAUCUACACAGGACACACGCACUAGCACACAAU